AUGAGCACUGUCGAGGAUCAACGCCGAGGAAUGGCCCAAGCCGAGGCCGCCGGUCUCGAGCUCCUCGGCCCUUGUCCGCCUCAUCUAGGCGAGGCUUGGAUCGACAUCCCACUGCCAGAUGGACAGGUGAACCGCACCAAAAUUGUUUGGCCAAAGCCCAUCGAAGGCCAGUCUUUGCCUCUGCAGACAUCGCUUGUCGUAUACUUUCACGGGGGCGGUUUCGCCGUCGGCAGCCCAGACAUCGUCCUCGCACCCACCCGAGGCUUCGCAUCCAUGUUUCCAACUGUCGUCGUCUGCCCGUCCCUCAAUCAACUGCCCGAGCAACCAUUCCCAGCGCCCGUACAGAUUGCCUGGGAAGUCUGCGCUUGGCUUUCUGAUGCGAAGCACUUGAACGGCGGAAUCCUGGAAGCCGAGGAUGUCAAAGUUGAUCUGCAUCGCGGCUUUGUCAUUGGCGGUGUCAGCGCCGGCGGCGGUGCCGCAGCGAGUAUCGGUGGGAUAUCGGCGGCGAUCGCGGCUGGGUCGAAUGGCUUCGAUGGUCUCAGCCCCUUGAGAAGUCCCAUCACGGGGAUCUUUUCGGGCACCCCGAUGCUCGCCACCGAGACGAUGCUGCCGCCGCGUUUUAAAGAGAUGUUCAAGUCCCGUGAGGAGAACGGCGACGGUACCGGGCAGACCAGUGCAAUGGUCCGAGAACUUGAGCAGCUCCUCGGCACUGCCGUUAACACACCAUGGUUCUCGCCGAUUCACCUGGACUCAUCAAACCCAGCAUUUGCCAAGAAUCAUCCGCCCAAGGUCUUUACCUACUACACGACACUUGAUCCCUUCCGCGACGACUGCCUAAUUUACAACAAAUGGCUUUCAGAAUUGCCGGGUGUCGAGUCUCGAACUUCGGCGGUUGAGAAUGAGAGCCACACAGCGUGGGUGUCACUGCCGCCGCCAGAGUGCCAUAGUCGGAGGAUUAAGGAGGCAACACUCGACGGUAUUUCCUGGCUGCUCGGUCUCGAUUGGAACAGGAGGAGAUCCGAUUUACCUACUUAA
This is a messenger RNA of Colletotrichum chrysophilum, 1035 nucleotides long. RefSeq lists its product as uncharacterized. The transcript has a single exon. Lineage: Eukaryota; Fungi; Ascomycota; Sordariomycetes; Glomerellales; Glomerellaceae. The coding region runs from base 1 to 1035 and encodes 344 amino acids. The record is from RefSeq and is a predicted model, not a curated record. Gene Ontology annotation, molecular function: hydrolase activity.